This is a messenger RNA of Xenia sp. Carnegie-2017, 1483 nucleotides long. RefSeq lists its product as uncharacterized. Lineage: Eukaryota; Metazoa; Cnidaria; Anthozoa; Malacalcyonacea; Xeniidae. Bases 725 to 1354 code for a protein of 209 amino acids. The transcript is spliced from 4 exons. The record is from RefSeq and is a predicted model, not a curated record. Gene Ontology annotation, cellular component: cytoplasmic vesicle; plasma membrane.
AAAAUGAUAAACAUUAUGUAUUUUGUAAAUAGACAAUUAGCAUACUAACUUUGAAACAGUUUCUGGUUGUAUAAAUUUGGUCUUAGUGUUGUUUACUACAUCUCCUAUACCAUGCAUGAUGAUAUUUUUUCAUGUCGUUUGCAUGCUUCCUUGAAAAAAAUCAGGAAAUCUAAAAUAUCAAGAUACAUCACAGAAUAAAGUGAAAAUAGACUUUAAUACAUGUGCGCGCUUAUAUUAAUAUAAAUUAAGAGGUACUUAACGUGAUAUUGGCGCAAUAGUUUUCAAGUCAAGUAUACUUCAAAACAAAAGUAAAAUUUACAGGUAAGCCUCUUGUAUUUUGUUUAAACAAUAGUCGUACCUGCACCACACAUGUAAAGUUUAUUUGCGCAAGUCUUUAAAUUGAGUUAGUUAUAUUAUCGAUGACUGAAUGUCUACGAAUAAAAGAUUUUAUUUCAAAGUCAGUGAGAUGUUUGCCUACGUUCUUUAUGUCUAAACCAAUUGUCAUCUCAACAAUCGUGUGGAUACGAAAACCGCAAUACAGUACAUUGCGUUAACAAUUCAAUAUCGAAAUAUUGACUGAGAAGGGCUCCGCUGUAAUCUUCAAACGAAUUUUUUCAGACAGUUUUCAUCCAAAGCUAUAGUGGCUUUCACAGUUUCAUUUUCUCUUUCAGUCUAGCAAAUACAUUUAUGUAAAUCAAUCCAUCAUCAUUAUCAUAAGAAGAAGAUGGACAUGAUGGAAUGUACAGAGUUAUUAGUCUUGUUUAUCUUUGUAACCAUUGUUAGUGGAGAAUGGGAGCAUUGCUAUCAAAGUUCCAUCAAGUAUAACGUUGUUUUUCGUGAAGGGCAUCACGCAGGAAGAUUUCAAAAAGAGUCGGACAUCAACGAGAUGAGGGCAUGUAUAAGGAAAUGUUGCCAAACACAAGAUUGUGAUGUUGCAUUUGUGUCACGUAACAAAUGUUACCUUGUAAGUUGUUACACAAUUAAAAGUUGUGCUACAAAUCAUCUCAAGAGACCCAAGUAUGAAACGAUGAUGUCUUUUGUCGCACCAUCAAGGAGAAACAGACCAAAGUUUGCAGAUGACAGUGCACAACCAUUUUUUUACAUUGCUAAAUCACAUGAAAUGAACCACACAAUGAUAUUAAAUGCACCAAAACAACGCGAUAGGAUAGCCAACUUUCAGUUUCAGGAAAGGGUUGAAAAUCACUUAUUCAGUCGGCGUUCUGAAAUUAUCGAUAUUAUUCUAGCUGCGGGAGCUUCCAUUGUGGCUAUAACAGCAGCUGUUAUUACGUUGAUUACAAUGAUGAAGAAACUUACGGAUCGUAGCGAAAAAUUGCAGUAUGAGACCAUCAGAUGAUCGUCUUAGUUAGAAUUGAGUUCCUUUCAAAUUAUAAACAACAUAUGUCGAUUUUUUAAUUAAAUUUAUAAGUAGAUUUAUUAAUGCUGUUCGUUUGAUGUUUCAUAAUAAAGUCAAUGGUUUUUGGCA